CGUGAGUUCUCGUGGGUCACCUCACUACUAAGUAAGCUAAUCUAAAGCUAAUCGGUGUGAGCAAGCAGAACCCACGUACUUAUAUACUCUAGAGACAGAGGAGAUCCCUUUCUUUUGUCUGCCGCAAUCAUAGCCUUCCGAGCAACACGCGCCAUCAAGAUGAGCGAAGCAUUCACUAAUUUUAUGGCGGGAUCGCCCCUCAAUCGUCUAUCAUGGCUGAGGCCAUCUCAUUCAUUCCUCAAUGCUGUCAUUGUUUCACCAGCGACGAGGUGGAUCUUAUUCAAUGGAGGACAGCCACUUGUCGCUUCUCAUCCGGGUACACAGAAGCGAAGUCUGGCGCUGUUGACUACUGAGGACGUUAUGCCUUUGGUCGGCGCAGGACCAUUCUUUGGGCAAUGCGAGCAGGAAGGAGAAAACUCCACACCCGAUGUACCUGCUCUUGAGGCUGCCCGAGUCCGUGGUCCAACGAUAGUCUUCCUGGGUUUACAAGAGGCUGAAACGUCAGAAAGUGCUCUCCCAUCUUCCGACUUCAAAGAUCCCCAUUCUGCUGUCGAAAAACUCGAUGGAUCCUCUUACUUUUCCGUGGAUGUCGCGGACCUUGACGAGAAUAAGGUUAAUGCAGCUGUAGAGAACACUGGGCUUGCAAAGGAUGGCUCGACACUGACUUUUCUGGAGCCACGUGCGGCGAUGUCAAGCCUUGAUGUUCGUUUCGCAGCGAUCUUUGCGGAGGCUCGGAGCAUGGUGGAUUGGAAUCAAAGGAACAAGUUCUGUCCCGCUUGCGGUUCGCCCGUAUAUUCUUUGUGGGCUGGAUGGAAGUUGGGCUGCACAUCUCUACUUCCCUGGGCUGAUAACACGGACAGGAAACCUUGUCCCUCUGGGCGAGGGCUAAACAAUUUUUCUCAUCCUCGAACGGAUCCCGUUGUAAUCAUGCUCGCCAUUGAUGAAUCAGGAGAGAAAAUCCUUCUCGGGAGAAAUAAAAAAUUCCCCGGCCGGUUCUACUCCGCGCUUGCUGGCUUCGUCGAGCCAGGCGAGUCCUUCGAGGAUGCCGUCAAGCGGGAGAUGUGGGAGGAAGCUGGAGUGAAGGUCUGGGACAUCCGAUAUCACUCUGGACAACCUUGGCCAUAUCCAGCCAACUUGAUGAUCGGCUAUUACGCGACCGCUGAUUCUUCUGCGCCAAUCCGUACUGAUCUGGAUAACGAACUCGAAGAUGCUCGGUGGUACACCAGAGAAGAAGUGCUUGCUGUCUUGAGACAUGCUAGGGGAACUAUCAAUAACGACAGCGAGCCGCCCUUCAAGAUUCCCUCGCCAACCGCAAUCGCGGGCGUCCUCAUUCAGCACUGGGCAGAAGGAAAGGGAAAGAUACAAUUAGAUGCGGGUGCGAGCGCGACUACAGCAAAGGCAUUCGAAUAGUGAAUAAGUAAAUUCUGCAGAAGCACGACGUACAGUCCGUCUCAGUAGCGGCUGCAAGAGCUCGUGCAGGAGUAUAUCAGUGUGAGACUCCGCGAUACAAAUGUUUUUGUACCAAAGUGCUUAGUGGAUCCACAGUAUAAUACGAGUUUCGAAUAUAGGAAUAGAUAGCGAUUCGACUUAC
This is a messenger RNA of Suillus clintonianus, 1591 nucleotides long. Its product is annotated as NUDIX hydrolase domain-like protein. The coding region runs from base 160 to 1410 and encodes 416 amino acids. The transcript is spliced from 7 exons. NCBI's taxonomy places the organism in Eukaryota, Fungi, Basidiomycota, Agaricomycetes, Boletales, Suillaceae. Gene Ontology annotation, cellular component: cytosol. The record is from RefSeq and is a predicted model, not a curated record. Gene Ontology annotation, biological process: NADP+ catabolic process; NAD+ catabolic process. Gene Ontology annotation, molecular function: NADH pyrophosphatase activity.